Messenger RNA from Alternaria burnsii, 2154 nucleotides. RefSeq lists its product as uncharacterized. The transcript is spliced from 2 exons. NCBI's taxonomy places the organism in Eukaryota, Fungi, Ascomycota, Dothideomycetes, Pleosporales, Pleosporaceae. Bases 1 to 2154 code for a protein of 717 amino acids. The record is from RefSeq and is a predicted model, not a curated record.
AUGGAUCGCACAGGCCCACCUCAAUCCAGUCCGCUACUGCAACAAAAAUGUAAAGAACCCACAACUACCACAGUGGAGAAGGACCCCAACCAUGGUCAAACGCAGAAGAACCUUACAGCACACCCCCGAGGAUGCCUUUCAGUAUUCCCUAAUGCUCUAGCUGCAAUCUUACGCGGUGUGGCUCGAGGAUGGAAGGCAUUUGCUAACGGUUCACUGCGGUUAUGGAGAAAGGGCUGGACGGCGGAGACAUGUAGUUGCAUUUUUGCGCUGCUGUCGUUGAUCGGUCUUGUUCUUACGCUCAUGGCUCAUCAAGAUCGCCCCUUGCCAGAUUGGCCUCAGAUUGUUAGCAUCAACUCCAUCGUCUCUCUGUUCUCUAUGAUGAUUAGGGCUGGAGUAAGCAUGGUACUCGCCGAGGGGAUCAGUCAAUCGAAGUGGCAAUGGUUCCGCAAAGCACGCAAGCUUGAUGACAUGGCAAAAUUCGACUCCGCCAGUCGUGGUGCAUGGGGCUCUGUCUUAUUCAUCUUCGGUCUUAGGAUCAAGAAGCCUUACUUUAUCGCUGCGAUGGGCGCUCUUGUCACCGUCAUGUCGGCAUUUACUGGAUUCGCUGCUCAGCAACUUGUCGUCUUCAAUGAUUGCCUUCGUACUGAUGAAAGUGCCGCAGUCGGAAUACGCAAGUCUAAUGUUUAUAACGCCAGUGGAGAAAGGACAUAUGUACAAGGGUUCGACGAAUUUCUUCCCAUGAGUGUAGCUAUGGAUGUUGGGAUACUUCAACCGCUUGAGGACACGACUACUCUUCUUUCUUACGGAUGUAAAACUGGUAAUUGCACUUUUCCGGCUGCAAAUGGAUCGACAUUUUCAACUCUGGCUACCAACCACUGGUGCGAAGAUGCUACAUCGGAAGUAGUGGAAGUACCACUCAACUACGACGAUGCUGAAUACUACGGCUAUUUGCCGACGGAAUUUUUGAUUCAAAUGAACUGUGGCGGCAGUCCCGAGGCAUGUGCUGAGGAGAUGAGUCACAGUUCACCAAAUAGUACCAACGGGACGGCUGCCCUCACGACUGAUUAUGAAUUCACUAUGAGAAACGGCACAAAAGCAAGGAACAUUGGUCUUUCUCUGUCACUUUCCGACAACCUCCUUUCUUACCCCCCAGUCAAGUUUUUGCUUGCCGGUUGGCCUGGAUCCAUCGUUACUGGCGUAUCACAAGGACAACUUGGUUACAAUGGCACCAUAUCGACGAUAGGCAUGAUAUACAUAUCGAACUCCACACGCGAGAACUACGAGUAUAAAGCGAUAAGAUGCGGGAUAUAUCCCACAGUCAACACAAUGAAGGCUACAUACCACAAUGGUGUCUUGAAGGAAGAGCUAAGCAAUAGCGUUCGUAUUGGUGAAGACGUAGCCUUUGGCCGCACUUCUGUCUUCCGUCUAGCCACGAAGCAAACCCUCCGGAACGGCACAGAAAUUCCCUGUGAUGAGCGCAACACUGACACACCCGGCUAUCUGCCCGUCGCAAAAAUCAACAUCGACGCCGCACCCAUCAAUACAACCUACCUGGAUAUGGAAGGCCCAGGUGCGGAAACCGUGUGGUACCCAGAAGACUGCGUUUGGGCCAUGACAGUCACGGGUACGUCUAGUAUCCGGAAACAUCUCAUAACCAUUUACGACACACAGUUCCUCACGUUUGUACCAAAUGGCCGCUCUGGAUCUGCCGCUAUGCGUGUCUUGUGGAAUGACGGUGAAAUGCGAAAUGCGCCUUUAGACCACGUCGGCAGUCUGAUGACAAACCUCACCACCGCCAUGAACACUGUCCUCCGUACCCACGGCAUGCCGGGUUUUAACAAGCCUGCUGAAGGGACAAUGUGGUACACAACAACCUGUAUCAACAUAAAUUGGACGUGGAUCGCCUUUCCUGCUACAAUGAUAGCACUUUCAGCUAUUUUCCUCUUACUGGUGCACCUUGAGAGUAGGGGCGUGGAGAGCGAGAGGCUGUGGAAGAGUUCGAUAAUGGCAAUGUUGUUUUGCGAGAUGGAUGAUAUCAUUACGGGUGAGGCUAGGCCGGUGGGCAGACAGCGGUUGGAAGAGGUCGCUGCAAGUACUAGCGUGAGUCUAGGGAAAGAUGAGGGAAGUUUGAGGCUGGUUGCUAGACAGGCUUAA